CAUUAUCCAACUGCAGCAUAAGCAGGAGCGAUGAUGGAUAACGGGUCCUCUUUAUCCCCACACAAACCCUCUACUCGCCCGCCAGCACCUUUCCAGACCUUCUAAUUUAGAGUGACGCUGUGUCAGCGGGGCAUGUGUAUGUGUUGUGUAGCCUCUGGGAGGAGAUGACUGAGUCUGUUCCUCCUGCGCUGCUGCGUUCAUCAUCAUGGGGCCUGAUGUGCCCCUGCUCAAUGACUACAAACAGGAGUUCUUCUGGAAGCGUUUCCCUCAGACUGUCCUGGGGGGACCAAGGCUGAAACUCGGUUACUGUGCUCCGCCAUAUGUCUACGUGCACCAGCUGGUGUUAUUCCUGACACCAUGGUUAUUGGGAGGCAUCGGGACCCUCCUGUACCAGCUGAGGGUGCUGGAUGAAGCCUUUGUAGGCAUUGUUUCCGGUGCGCUCAUGCUGGGAGUCGGUGCGAUCGUUCAGGGAAUGGCUCGAUGCAUGGCACGUAGGACCGGAGUGGUCCAAAGACUGCAUGCUGCCAAUAACAUCCUUGCAGAUGAGGAAGAGGUGGAGUUUACUCACUGCGUGGCCCCUGAGACGGUACGAUUUGUGGUACCUGGGAAGAGGUUUAUGGGUAAUGUAGUUUUGCACACGUGUCUUGCUGGAGCUCUCUGUGGGUUGUCAACAUGGUACCUGCUGCCGCACAGACUGAGCAGUUUGUAUGGGCACACGGGUGCAGGAUUGGGUGCUGUUGUGUCUUUGUUUGCUCUGAGCUGGGUGACGGUCUGUAUUGGGGAGUAUUCGCUCAUCGUGAACACGGCUACCGAAACGGCCACAUUUCAGCCACAGGACACGUAUGAGAUCACGCCGCUCAACAGGCCCAUGUACAUACUUGCCUUCAUCGCCGUGGAUCUGGCUUUAAGGUUUUCAGGUUCUGGUGUGGUGGAACUGCAGGUUGCAUCUCAGGUGCUUCAUGUGCUGUUUGUAGUUCUGCCAGUACUCUGGGCUUUGGGAAUGCUCUCUCCGCUGGACGCUCUUCUGCUGUGGGCCAUGGAGCAGAUCUUGGUGUAUGGUCUGGGUGGAUCGGCCAUGUCCACCAACAUCAGGCUCUUAGUGAUGUUUUUUUCAUCAGUGUGUGUUGCCAUCUGCACCUACUUCAUUCCCUCUUCACUCGGUGUGGUUCUGUUCACCGUGGCCAUGGGUUUCCUCCUCAGCCAGGACCUGACCCAGCUGCUGGUGCUGGUUAAGGGGGUCUCUCCGACCCUGGGACUGGGCUGGUGGGGGCUUCCUCUUUCCCUGCUCUUCAUAAUAGGAGCCUUGACCGAGGCUGGACUCCUUCAUCAGCUGUACCUUGUCAACUCAGGGAAUCUAACAUUGAAUACGAACUCUGUAGAGGACUGGGAGUCUUCCAGUGUGGUUCCUCCAAACCCACAGGAGGUGCUUGGCUGGCUUCUUAUUGCUUUGUUUCUUGUCACUCGUCUGCUGAGAGAGCUUCAGGGGGCUUGCAUUAUUGGAGGAGCCAUGCUCAACCCACUCUACCCCAAACGGGUAACAACUGCACAGGCUUUCAGGAGGAAAACCCGUGGCCUGCGUGUUGCAGGGAUAAUUCGGAGGAUCCUAUUGAGCUUUGUAAGUCCGUUGACGAUGAUUGCGUUUUUGUCCGUGGAUGAAUCUUUAGGGAAGAUACACACAGCCUCUCUUGCCAUUGGCUUCACUCGGGCAUUCAGGAUGGUGUGGCAGAGCUCUGAGGUGGCUCUGCUACAGAUGGUGUUGGUGGUGAUCAUCAAACGUGCAGGGGGACACAGAGUUGCACACUGGCAUGACUUGGGCACUACAGUACAGCUGAUACUGGUCUCUCUGGUUGUGAAUCGUGUCUCACAGUUUGUAUGUAAGCUAAUUUUUGCUCUUACGGUGUUGAUCACAUCCUGGACUGAGAGUAAACAGCGUCGACAGUCAGCAGGAACUCUUCUGGCACUCAAUGCUGCUUUGUGCCCACUUCUACUGGCUGUUGUGGCUCUCUCUGCUCUUCUCUCUGCCCCUCUCCUUCCACUAUUCACACUACCGGUGUUCCUGGUGGGAUUCCCCAGGCCGCUGCGCUCAUGGCCAGGCACUCCAGGCACUGCCUGCCCUUGCCCAGAUUCUGUGUAUUACCAGCAGCUCUGCAAAAGGCUGGCAUCAGCUAUUAGACCUGCACUUGCUAAUGGUGCAUUUGGAUCCUGCACUCCAGGGUCUCAUUACCUUGGCCGCUUUCAAGGUCGUCUUCUGUGGAUCUCAAUUCUAGAAAAGGGCUAUGGCUAUUGCACAGUCAACAUUAAGGGCCUAGAACUACAGGAGACAUCAUGCCACACAGUGGAAGCUCGGCGUGUGGAUGAGGUUUUUGAAGGAGCGUUCGAUCACGUGGAGCGGCCAGGCCAGUGUUUCAGACUAUUGAACCCAAACUGGGGUAACGCUCUUACCCCCUGCUCUCUGUUGCCCGUCAAGGUUUACUCUGAUGCCCAGAACGUUUUAACGGGAAUUAUUGACUCACCUGACCACCUGCGUCAGCUAAACUCUGACUUCCUCAAAACACUUGUCUGGAUUUUAUUGCGUUACUGUGUACAGGAAUUCGCAUGUGGUGCUCAGCGAACUAAAGGUCAGUCCUUACAGACCUCUGGACGUAAGUCACAAUGCUCCCAGCAUCCUGUGCCCUCAGAGGCAGGUCCAGCUGUGAUUAAAGUGGAGACUCAAGUGCGCCCUGAAUCCUCUUCGUCCUCUCACUUGAGGGGUCUGGACAGCUCCAGCCUCUCGUCCUUUGCUGAUUGGUCAGAUGAGGAUGAUCUGUUUGGUCCAGUCCCUGUGCGACGGCCGAUGAGAAUGAUGGUGCGGACAGAUGAAGCGCAAACAGAGUUAGGAAUGGGUGUGUCUCUUCCAGGAUCUGUUGAAAUCCACAGCCUGUAUGAGAGCAUGGCUCUGUCUUCUCUACCCACCCUUAGACCUCUGGGUCUGGGUUUGGGUCUUGGCUUGCCCAUUGUAGAUAAAGGGAAAGAAAACAUCCCUGCACCUACUUCGACAACUGUCCUGACCAACUCCCAGCCUCUCCUCUUCACCAGCCCUCACUCAGAGCUCUUCUCUCUGCCCCCAGACUGGCGAACCGCCAACUUGGCUUCCUCUAAACUCCAGGUUCUGCGACCCUGCUUCCCAGAGGCCUGGUUCUGCUUCUGUUUGUCCCAGCUGGUGGUGGAGAGUUUGGGGCAAGGAGACUUUGAGCAGGUGACACAGGGUUUACAGGAGGACCGUGCCUUGCAAGAGCUUUAUACCCAGGUGGUGCUAUCAUGCUGUGUGGCGCUAGGGGCAGAUGCUCAGGUCUUCAGCCCAAAUCUGUUGUUCAGGCUGUACUGUGGGGACGGCCCCUGGACUGAGGGACUUGAGUGGCUCAGAGCCAAUAAAGAGCUGCAUCAGCUCACACUCCGAGCUUUCAGGUACAGCGUAAAACUAUUGGUAGACCAGGCAUCUCUUGGUCCAGUAGAGAGUCUGGAUGAACUCUACACGACUUUGCAGGAUUACCAUAAAAACUGGUUCAUCGGCCUGGUAUCAGAUCGCAGUUGGCAAGAUAGUGUUGUACAGGAGAAGCCCUUCCUUUUCUCUCUUGGACAUGACCUCACCAUGGGGACAUACACAAGCCGUGUGUUGUCCCUGCAGGAGAAUCUGGUCCAAGUGGGAGCUCUGAAUGAGGAGGGGGUGAGGGGCCAGUGGGCCAACCUGUCAUGGGAACUAUUGUAUGCCACUAAUGACGAUGAGGAGCGCUACAGCAUUCAGGCCCAUCCAGUGAUGCUGAGGAACCUCACUAUUCAAGCAGCAGAUCCACCUCUGGGAUAUCCCAUAUACUCAUCCCCUCCAAUCCACCUCCGCUGCUUGUGAUGCUACCAGCUAACCCAUUUCACACAGUCACAUAGUUGUGCAUUCAAUUUGCUGUUUGUGUUUAGGGUACAGAAUUGCAUUUUUAAAUGUAAGUAUGAAGCAUUUACAAAUGCUACAAUGGUAGCAACAUCUGGCUUCUGAAAGAAAUGCAUGAAUAUCUGAACAUCAGCAGAUCCCAGAUUUUUUGGACCUCUGGUGAAUCUAGACUGAAUUUGAAUUCACACUGAGCUUCCUUUCCACAUUUUUAUUUAAUAUUUUUUUCCCCGUCGUGUCAAGCAGAAAAUAUGUUGCCAAUUUAAAGAGCCUGUUUGUCAAAUCUCAAGGAUGUGCCUUGUUUACUACUUUCAUUGGUUAUGAACAGUUUAGGUGACCACCUUGUGUUAUAAAUAUCAGAGUAAACUGGCUCUUUCACCUUUGUUUAUCCUAUUUGGACUCUGUUAUUGUAUGGUUGUGUAAUUGUGUGUACAGAAGAAAUGCAGACGUUUCAUAUAAAAACAGUACAUUUUAA
Messenger RNA from Danio aesculapii, 4391 nucleotides. RefSeq names its product pecanex 4 (gene pcnx4). NCBI's taxonomy places the organism in Eukaryota, Metazoa, Chordata, Actinopteri, Cypriniformes, Danionidae. The transcript is spliced from 11 exons. Gene Ontology annotation, cellular component: membrane. The coding region runs from base 206 to 3883 and encodes 1225 amino acids. The record is from RefSeq and is a predicted model, not a curated record.